AUUAAACGAUUAAACACGAUUACUGGAGAUGCAACUUCAAUUAAUCUGCGCAAUAUUGUUGCUAGUCAGCAAAGUUUAUGGAUAUAACAGCGGUCCAUACGGUGCCUUGAGGGGCCAAAACAUACCCAUUGGCCUUAUCACUGACGAUGAGACGGACAGAGUACGCCACACUUUCGAAUAUGCCAUAUCAGUCGUAAACAACGAGCUGAGUAUGCCGAUUGUGGGUGAAUGGGAGCGGGUGGCCCAUGGAAAUUCCAUCGAAGCAUUUGGAAAACUUUGCCGCAUGAUGCAGAAGGGAGUAGGGGCCAUAUUUGGACCAGCAGCGAAAUAUACGGCCGCCCAUCUCCUCAAUGCCUGCGACUCCAAGGACAUACCCUUCAUAUAUCCGCAUCUAUCGUGGAGUACACGACCCGAAGGCUUCAACUUGCAUCCCCAUCCCGAGGAUAUUGCACAUGCGCUCUUCGACAUCAUCAAUCAGUUCAGUUGGUCUCGCUUUAUUUUUUGCUACGAGUCCUCCGACUACCUGACCAUUCUGGAUAAUCUAAUGUCACGGUAUGGCAUCAAAAGUCCUGUCAUCAAAGUCAUGCGAUACGACCUUCAUCUGAAUGGAAACUACAAGGCUGUUCUAAGACGUAUUCGCAAAUCGGAGGACAACCGUAUUGUGGUUGUGGGCUCCACCGCCAGUGUAGCCGAGCUGAUGCGACAAGCGCAGCAGGUGGGUAUCAUAAAUGAGGACUACAACUAUAUUAUCGGCAAUUUAGAUAUGCACACAUUCGAUCUGGAGGAGUACAAAUACAGUGAGGUUAACAUAACCGGCAUACGGAUGUUCUCGCCGGAUCAGCCUUUAGUGCGGGAUUUAAUGGAGCUGCUGCGCCAAGAGCUGGGUGAUGAAGAGCCAACAAAUCCUGGCUCUACAACUAUUACAAUGGCCAUGGCGCUGACCUUUGAUGCCGUGCGGGCUUUUGCCGAGACCACAAAACAUCUGUCCUAUCAUCCGGAAGUGCUAAAUUGCUCCGAACGGCACGAUAAUGUUCAACCCGAUGGCACAACUUUCAAUAACUACAUGCGGUCUCUUAUUGUCAAGGAAAACACUAUGACGGGCCCAAUUGCCUUUGAGGGCCAUAUACGCAAAGGCUUUACAUUUGAUGUCAUUGAGUUGCAACCCACGGGUAUUGUGAAAAUAGGCACGUGGGAAGACGGCCAGGAUUUUGAGUUUCAGCGACCGCCACAAGCUACAAAACUGAUAGAUGUGGAUGAAAACUCCUUAGUCAAUAAGACCUUCAAGGUGCUCAUUUCUGUGCCGAACAAACCCUAUGCAAGUUUGGUGGAGAGCAUUGAAACGCUUCAUGGCAACAACCAAUAUGAGGGUUAUGGCAUCGAUCUCAUCAAAGAGCUAGCUGAGAAACUGGGUUUUAAUUUUACAUUUCACAAUGGCGGAAAUGAUUAUGGUUCCUUCAAUAAAACCACAAAUAUGACAACCGGCAUGUUAAAGGAAAUUGUCGAAGGCCGCGCUGAUCUUGCCAUCACGGACUUGACCAUUACCUCCGAACGCGAGGAAGCCAUUGAUUUCUCUAUACCUUUUAUGAAUCUUGGUAUAGCCAUUCUUUAUAUCAAGCCUCAAAAAGCUCCACCUGCACUCUUCUCCUUCAUGGACCCUUUUUCCAAGGAUGUGUGGCUAUAUUUGGGCAUAGCCUAUAUAGGUGUUUCUUUGUGCUUCUUUAUCUUGGGACGUCUGUCGCCUACCGAAUGGGAUAAUCCUCUACCUUGCAUUGAGGAGCCAGAGGAACUGGAAAAUCAGUUCACGUUAAACAAUUCGCUGUGGUUCACAACUGGUGCCUUGUUGCAGCAAGGCUCUGAAAUAGCGCCCAAAGCUCUAUCCACACGAGUGGUGGCAACAAUAUUUUGGUUCUUUACGCUCAUUAUUGUCUCCUCAUAUACAGCCAAUUUGGCCGCCUUUUUGACUAUUGAGAACCCCACAGGCCUUAUAGACGAUGUCGAUGAUUUGGCCGACAACAAAGGCGGUGUACAAUAUGGUGCUAAGCGUACGGGUUCAACGAGAAACUUUUUUUUGACUUCAGAGGAUGAAACAUAUAUGAAAAUGAACGAGUAUAUGACCAAUCAUCCGGAAAUGUUAACCGAAACUAAUCAAGAGGGAGUGGAUAAAGUAAAAUCGGGUACACAGUAUGCCUUCUUAAUGGAAUCAACCUCCAUCGAGUUCAAUACAGUAAGGGAAUGCAACCUGAAGAAAAUCGGAGACGCGUUGGAUGAGAAGGGUUACGGAAUAGCCAUGGUUAAGAAUUGGCCAUAUCGCGAUAAAUUCAACAAUGCUCUUCUGGAGCUGCAGGAGCAGGGUGUCCUUGCUAGGCUUAAGAACAAAUGGUGGAAUGAAGUCGGUGCUGGAGUUUGUGGAGCCAAAAGCGAAGACGAUGGUCCCGACAAAUUAGGUGUCGAUAACCUUGGUGGCGUUUAUUUUGUGCUGGGCGUAGGAACAUGCCUAUCCGUGGUCUUUACGAUCAUGUACUGGUGUAUCUUUGUUAUAAAGAAAGCGCAUUUCUAUCAGGUACCCUUUACAGCCGCUCUGGGUGAGGAAUUUAAGAUAGUAAUUAACUUUUCGAAAAAUGAGCUAGCCCUCAAAAGCGCUCAGUCAGUGUACUCAAGAAGUCGCAACUCUUCGCAGUCCAUCGAUUCACUCGAAACCGAUUCAGAUGAGGACCAACAAGACGAUGAUCGGUGCUUUUUUCUCAACGCGUGUGGUAUAUCGGAAGACAUCGAACUCAUCAUAUUAAAAUUUUUAUGCAACAAUAAAAUGCAAGGCGUAUAUCAUUCAAUUGGUUUUUCAAUACUUCUAAUAUACAUUGUCCCAAUUAUUGAAGCACAAUAUGAUACUUACUCGUUUGGCCGUGAGGAAAGACUUCAAAAUCAGGCAGAGUAUGAUGGUUACAACCCUGAGGAAAUGCUAAAAAAUAUGGGCCCUGUACCAAUCGGUCUACUCACCGAUCAGGAUACAGAGAAAAUGAAUAUUGUCUUCGAUCAUGCUAUUGAGGUGGCUAAUAUUGAGCUUGGUACAACCUUGACAUCCCUGAAGGCAGAAGUAAAUUACGGCGAUGCCUAUCAAAGCUACAAUAGACUCUGUAUGAUGCUGGAGACUGGUGUAGCUGGAAUUUUUGGGCCCUCAUCGCAACACACAGCCGUCCAUUUAAUGUCCAUAUGCGAUGCCAUGGAUAUACCACACAUAUUUUCUAGUACGAGCGAAUAUUCGGAAGGCUUCAAUUUGCAUCCACAUCCAGCGGACAUAUCGAAGGCAUUAUAUAGCCUCAUAAUGUCAUUUGAAUGGUCGCGGUUCAUAUUUCUCUACGAAUCGGCGGAAUAUUUGACCAUACUUAAUGAGCUCACAACACUAUUUGGAAUAAAUGGACCGAUUGUUACCGUCCUGCGCUACGAUAUGCAAUUGAAUGGAAACUAUAAGCCGGUUUUACGACGCGUUCGCAAGUCCGUGGACAAUCGCAUAGUGGUCGUGGGAUCUACAGAGACCAUGCCCGAGUUCCUUAAUCAGGCACAACAAGUGGGAAUUAUCAAUGAAGAUUACAAAUUUAUAAUUGGAAAUUUGGAUUUCCAUUCCUUUGACUUGGAGGAGUACAAGUACAGUGAAGCCAACAUUACAGGCUUGCGAAUGUUCUCGCCCGAGAAAAUGGCUAUAAAGGAGUUGCUUCAAAAAAUCGGUUACAACAUGGAGCAGGACGAGUUGAGAAAUGGCUCCUGUCCGAUUACUGUGGAAAUGGCACUCACCUACGAUGCCGUCCAAUUGUUUGCUGAAACUCUGAAGGAACUACCUUUUAGUGUAGCUCCUCAAAAUUGUUCGCAGCGCACGGAAAAUGUACGAGAUGAUGGUUCUUCAUUCAAAAAUUAUAUGCGCACGCUGCGUCUUAAAGAUCGUUUGCUCACUGGACCCAUAUACUUUGAGGGCAACGUUCGCAAGGGCUACCAUUUUGAUGUAAUAGAGCUGCAGCCCUCGGGCAUUGUAAAAGUCGGCACCUGGGAUGAGGAACGAGACUACAUACCGCAACGUUUACCGCCCACAACUACGCUGUUCGAUAACAUAGAUAAUUCGUUGUCCAACAAGACUUUUAUAGUUCUGCUCUCAGUACCGAACAAACCUUAUGCCAGUUUGGUUGAGAGCUUCAAAAAACUGGAGGGAAACAGUCAGUACGAAGGCUAUGGGGUUGAUCUCAUAAAAGAGCUGGCUGACAAGCUAGGCUUUAACUUUACGUUCAACAAUGGUGGCAACGACUAUGGUUCUUAUAACAAGUACACCAAUGAGUCCACUGGCAUGCUUAGAGAGAUUAUGCAUGGUCGCGCUGAUUUGGCAAUAACGGAUCUUACAAUUACCUCGGAGCGUGAGGAGGCCAUCGAUUUUACAAUACCAUUUAUGAAUUUAGGCAUUGCCAUACUCUAUUUGAAACCCCAAAAGGCACCACCAGCACUGUUUACCUUUAUGGAUCCAUUCUCUGAGGACGUUUGGUGGUUUCUAGGCCUCUCAUUUCUGGGCGUCUCAUUGAGUUUCUUUAUACUGGGUCGCCUAUCGCCAGCCGAAUGGGACAAUCCCUAUCCUUGUGUGGAGGAGCCCACAGAACUGGAAAAUCAAUUUACCAUAGGCAACUCCAUUUGGUUCACUACCGGAGCACUCCUGCAGCAGGGCUCAGAAAUUGGACCCAAAGCGCUUUCUACGCGGGUCGUGGGCACAUUUUGGUGGUUCUUCACCCUUAUUGUGGUAUCCUCCUAUACGGCCAACUUGGCCGCCUUUUUGACCAUCGAACAGCCACAGAGCUUGAUCGAUAGUGUUGACGAUUUAGCUGAUAACAAAGGUGGUGUAGUAUAUGGUGCUAAACGCACGGGCUCUACCAGAAACUUUUUUAUGACAUCUGAGGAUGAACGUUACAAAAAAAUGAACCAAUUUAUGAUGGAAAAUCCCGAGUACUUAACUGAGACUAAUCAGGAGGGCGUCGAUCGUGUCAAAACAAGCACCAAAUAUGCAUUUCUCAUGGAGUCCACGUCUAUUGAGUACAACACAAAGCGCGAGUGUAACCUAAAGAAAAUUGGCGAGGCCUUGGAUGAAAAAGGAUAUGGCAUAGCCAUGCGGAAAAAUUGGCCACAUCGCGAUAAAUUCAACAAUGCGCUGCUCGAGCUUCAGGAACAAGGCGUUCUCGAGAAAAUGAAGAACAAAUGGUGGAAUGAAGUGGGCACUGGCAUUUGUGCAACCAAAGAGGAUGCUCCCGAUGCUACACCCUUAGCUAUGGACAAUUUAGAAGGGGUGUUUUUCGUACUGCUCGUCGGCAGUUGUUGCGCAAUAUUCUAUGGGAUUGUAAGUUGGGUGCUCUUUGUAAUAAAAAAGGCACGACACUAUCAGGUGCCACUGCGUGAGGCAUUAAAAGAAGAGUUCAGAUUUGUGAUUGACUUUAACAAUUAUGUGCGCGUACUGAAGAGUUCCGCUUCAGUUUACUCCCGCAGUCGUCAGUCUUCCAUGUCAGUGGCCUCCAUGGCUGAGUGACAAGCUACUACCUUGGCUUUAAACAGUUGGACAAUUUGAUUCUUUAUUGAAAAUGGAAUGAUGAACUAUUAAGAACUAUUUCAGUUGGUAAAUGUUUACAUAACAAUAUGUGUCAAAGCUUUUGAAUAAGAAAUAGAUAGUUUAGCAAAAUACAACAA
Molecule: messenger RNA, 5703 nt
Organism: Scaptodrosophila lebanonensis
Lineage: Eukaryota; Metazoa; Arthropoda; Insecta; Diptera; Drosophilidae
Gene: GluRIIE
Exons: 29
Coding region: 29-5545 (1838 amino acids)
Biological process (GO): synaptic transmission, glutamatergic; modulation of chemical synaptic transmission; monoatomic ion transport
Cellular component (GO): postsynaptic membrane; plasma membrane
Molecular function (GO): glutamate-gated receptor activity; transmitter-gated monoatomic ion channel activity involved in regulation of postsynaptic membrane potential
Source: RefSeq, a predicted model, not a curated record